Molecule: messenger RNA, 1459 nt
Organism: Liolophura sinensis
Lineage: Eukaryota; Metazoa; Mollusca; Polyplacophora; Chitonida; Chitonidae
Product: telomeric repeat-binding factor 2-interacting protein 1-like
Exons: 7
Coding region: 20-1444 (474 amino acids)
Biological process (GO): telomere maintenance via telomere lengthening; protection from non-homologous end joining at telomere
Cellular component (GO): shelterin complex
Molecular function (GO): telomeric repeat DNA binding
Source: RefSeq, a predicted model, not a curated record
GCGAGACGAUGUGCAGACGAUGGCGCUAGAACUUAAACAUAGCUCUGUGUUAUUUACCGCCGAGGAUGGCUCGUCAAUGGUUUUCCUCCUCAGACCAUGUGCUGAGAAGAAAAGACUAAGGCCUCUUAUUGAACAUGGAGGAGGAGAGUUGACGAGCAUUGGGGAUCAAAAUGCUAUCCGGCUAGCGACUGAUGACUGCACCAUAACAUCUGGUAACUGUCUUUCCACACGUUACAUAGACGAUUGUAUUACGGAAAAUAAACUACUAGACAUGGCCAACUAUAGAGUGACUACCAGGAGCAAAGCUGACAUGUCUGGUGAGAUAGGGGAUGUCGAUGAUGAUUUGUCACAUGCAUCAGUGAUAAUCAAGACUGUAUCAAGGGAUCGCAAAGGCCGUAAGAAGUUCAGUCUAGCCGACGACAGAAACAUCAUCAAGUUUCUGAUGGAGGAACAUCGCUAUGCAAGAAUGAAAGGCAAUGCAGUCUGGAAAGACAUGGAGAUUUUAAAGAUCACAGACCAUACCUACCAAUCAAUGAAAGACCGUUUUAAGAAGCAGAUCCUUCCCAACAUUCGUAGUUACAACAUCCCCAAGCCCUGGAUUUCUGCUCUGACUGGAUUAACAGCCGAUGCUAGAACAUCACCAGUGCCAGGUAAAAGUCAGCCGGCUGUGCGUGGAUUUUCUCCGCUGUCAGGCUUCAUGGACGGCAUGUCUACACGAUCCUCCAGUCGAAGUCCUCGUCAGUCAACCCCCAAAAAGACACAGGCGGUGUCCAACCAUCCAGAACCUGACAAUCAUUCAAGAAGUGAUGAACCACAUGAUCCUAAAAUUACAAAGCAAUCAUCACUGGACAGUACAUUAGAGACUAACAAUACUGAAAGCACAAUCAGAACUGGCCAAUCAAAGAGCAAAGCUGCAGAAGUACUAGACCAAUCGGAUGAGGAUGAGUUUGAUAAAGAACUGUACAGGAUAUCAGUGGUUGAUACAGAAGGAGAUGUUGAUACUGAGAAAACAUCUACUGAAGAUGUUUACAUCACAAACAGAACUGUGAGCGGUUCUCCAGCUAAAGACCAAAACGAGAAAGCCAAGGAUAAAGGCAACCUACAGAAAGUGGAGCGACGGAGUUUGAGAUUACGACACGGUCAGCAGUCUGACAAGAGAGAUAAUCCCGUCAGAAGCUCAGUUCUAGCAUUGAGGAGUUCUCCCAGGAAAAAGAUCAGCACCAAGUCUGAUGAUUCGUUUAAAAAAAGUGGGAGUGGCCAGAGAAUCAUGUCAAAGGGUAAACAGGCCAUGCCAAAACACACGAGUCCCACACGAGGCCAGAAGAGAAAGAGUAGUCCUGAAAAACCAACAGGGCGAGAAUCCAACCCAGAACGUUCUCAAGCAGCCUCUCCAGACAGACCAUUGCAGCCAGCCUCUCCAAAUAAACAGGUGGGACAACAGUGAACUUGGAAGAUUUGC